AUGGGUGACUUACUAGUGGAUUUGCCGAAGGAAAAUGAGGACGCUAUCAAGAGCAAGAAGGCAACCUACGAAAUUCAAGAUGUGAUUUCAAAAAGUACAUGCGGAAGUGUGUAUCAUGUUUUGCGACUCAGUGAUAAGAAACAUUUGGCCAUGAAAUGUGAAUCCGUGAAAGUGAAAACUCCGACACUUCGACAUGAAGCCAGGGUGUUGGAGUCACUCAGAACUCUUGUCUCCCCACAUUUCCUUACACUGGAAGAUAGAGGAAUAGUGGACGAUAGAUUUUUGUUUGUCAUCCUUAAAUUGGUCGGCAAGAACUUGCUUGAUUUGCUUCAAGAAUUACCGGGCAAGAAGUUCAGCAUGGGGACUGGAAUAAGAGUUGCUGAACAGACAUUGUCUGGCAUCCGUGAUCUGCACAUCUGUGGUUACAUACAUCGUGAUAUAAAGCCAGACAAUUUCGCAGUGGGAAGGGAGGAAGAUGACAAUUUUCACACCAUUUUUAUACUUGACUUCAAAUUUGCCCGUAAGUUUAGAGUAGAAGGGAAGGAUCUGCGUUUGGAACGCAAUCAGGCUGCUUUUCGUGGAACACCACGAUAUGCGAGUAUCACUGCUCUGAGUAUGAAGGAGCAGUCGCGAAGAGACGACUUAGAAUCAUGGUGGUACAUGAUCGUAGAACUAAUGAUUGGUCAACUACCUUGGCAAGAUCUAAAGCCAAGUCAGCUCGAAGAGAUCAAACACAUGAAGAAACAAGUGCGAGUGAAGACGAAUCUAAAAGUUUUCUUGAAGAACACUCCACAAGAAUAUAUGACCAACAUUAUUCUCUAUCUUGACACGCUGCACUAUAACUCAAUACCUGACUACGACCACAUUGCAGAUCAGUUAGCAGCAGCAAUCAAGGCUCAUUACAUUAACUAUGACUCACCUCCGGACUGGGACCUUUUGGCGGUUUACAAAGGACCAAAAUAUGAGAAAAAUGUUGAACCAGAAAUGGGACAUGCAUAA
Molecule: messenger RNA, 999 nt
Organism: Necator americanus (New World hookworm)
Lineage: Eukaryota; Metazoa; Nematoda; Chromadorea; Rhabditida; Ancylostomatidae
Exons: 10
Coding region: 1-999 (332 amino acids)
Biological process (GO): signal transduction; peptidyl-serine phosphorylation
Cellular component (GO): cytoplasm; nucleus
Molecular function (GO): ATP binding; protein serine/threonine kinase activity
Source: RefSeq, a predicted model, not a curated record